This is a messenger RNA of Schistosoma intercalatum, 414 nucleotides long. NCBI's taxonomy places the organism in Eukaryota, Metazoa, Platyhelminthes, Trematoda, Strigeidida, Schistosomatidae. The record is from the annotation of a GenBank genome assembly.
AUGACCGUCCCAAACGAUGUUGCUCUAUAUGACCUUGCGAUCAAAGCAGGAGUUCCUAUGGAUAACAAAGUUUUUAGAAGAGUAUAUGGCUUGAUUUCACUGGGUUGCAGUCCAGACGUCAUUUUUUCAAUGUUGAAAUAUCUCACAUCUGUUCAAUUAGUCGAUUCUACAGAAUUAGUCGAUCGUAAUUCAGUACCCAAUAUUAGUACAACUACUAGCAGGAGUACUGAACAACAUCAGGUUAAUAGAUCGAGAUUCCUAGCAAGUCGGAAUUUAGAAUCACAACAAAGUUUUUUUGGUACUUUUAGUGAUUGUGAUCAAUAUUUUAAUGGACGGAAUUAUGAAUUAUGUAAAAUGCUGUCAAAUAAACCGAGAGUUACGCAACAUCAUCUAUAUUCAAAACCAAACUUAUAA